GAACAAGGAAGUACUUUUCUAAUACCAGUUGGUAUCCUUGGUAGACUAUAGAUCAGCGGGUUUAUAGUGUGCGUUUCAGGAAUAUUGUGUGAAGGAUUUUACCAUGCCUAUCCAUGACACCUGCUCCUCUGGGUCAUCCAGACUUUCUUUAGAAAACUCUGUCCUUCGAGGUGGGAAGCUACUGUCUCAGCCACGCUGCAGACUUGCCCUGAACCUGCCUGGCACUGACUGGCCAAGCAUUGGUCCAGUAUCUGAGCCUCGUGUGAACCAUCCUCAGACGCUUUCAUUGGGCCCUUCUUGGGAGGAAGAGUCCAAAAAGUCUGGCAUUUCAAAGCUGACCUCCCAACCCCUGUUGGCCUCUAAGUAUGCGCAGACCUCAAACCUUAUUCUAAACUCUCAGCUUGUUGUGAAUUCUCCUUCCACUGAAGUAUGUGAUCUUUCUUCCCCUCUUAUGACCUCGACAUCCACAACUCCUAAUAGUCUGAUUUUAAAUCUUUCCAAUUCUGCUCUCGCCUCAAAUCUUUCACUUCAUUCUAAGCUUGAAGUAGCUUCAAAUGCCUCUCUCUUCUCUAAACCACUUGUUAACUGCAAUUCUUCCUUGGCCUCUGAGUUCGUGACACCUCAUGAUACUGUUCUUUCAAAUCAUGUUUUGAAGACACAGUCAACUUUCUUUUCUUCAUCAAAAUGUAAAGACUCCAUUGAUCCAAGCAAGAUGAGUCUACAGACCCCUCAUCCAGUUGAUGUGCCCUCAAACCUAAACUCUACUUUAGUAGCUAGCCCGGGAAAAUGGAAAGAUCUUGUGCCUCAAGAUAGCUUGGCUUCACCUGAGAUUGAAUCAUCAUCAUUAUCAGCUGCUCUGUUACCUGAGGAAGAAAUUCUGUACAGGGAUACAGCACCAGUGCCUUCAGAGGCGAACUUGGAGAUUACACCUCCAAAAGAUGUGCAGUCUGUCUUCAUUGUGCCUGCUGCGAAGGAAACUCUCCAAACUUUGAAGCAACGACCUGACGCCCUCAAGAUUGAAAAGCCAAACACAGUACGGCAGAAAAAGAUGGCAUUACUAUCUGCUGUGUGCUGCUCACUUGUCAAUGGACCCAAUUUCUCAGACAAGUCAGACCUGACCCGGGUCAAUAUCCAGAGUUUGUGUGAGGAGAUUUCAAGGCUGGAUCCAGAAUUUGUGCUCAAGGUUGCCCUUUACACUCGUCAGGAGCUGAACAUUCGUAGCACAGCAAACUUCCUACUGGCUGUGGCUGCGUCGCUUCCUGCCUGCCGCCCUCAUUUGGGCAGGUAUUUCUGGGCUUCUAUACAGCUACCAUCUGACUGGAUGGAGGUACCACGGUUGUAUCAGAGCCUGGUUGGAAAAGAUGAAAAGUUAGUCCCGCUACCCUCCUGUCUGCGCCGGGCUAUGACCAUGAAAUUUAAGGAGUUUGGUGAAUAUCAGCUGGCCAAAUACAACACUCGGAGACAACGUGGGAAACAUGGACCAAAGAAACAAAGUGCAAAAAAAAAUUUAACUGUCUCCAGACCUAUAAAACUUGGAAAAUCUUUGGCAUUUUUGACCUCCUCUUUGAAGGGUCUGAUAGAGAAGUUUAAUACACCACAAUCUACUACUUGUAAGAAACAAAAGAAAGAAAAGGACCGCUUUUCUCUGAAGAGUUUGAUUCAACGGCUGCACAUCUCAAAGCCAGCUAACCAUGUCAUGAGUCUGCUUGGCUGCAAGUAUCCGAAGGAUAUUCAGUCUUUUUCCCGUAGUGGUCUUGAGGGACCCUGGCAAUCUCAACUUGCAGGUUGUAGAAUGAAACUUAAGCAGCCUGAGACGUGGGAGAGGGAACUGAGCCAGAAGGGAAACACAGGUCCUGUCUGGGAGAAAUUAUUGGAUAACAAGCAGGUCCCUUUCAUGGCAUUACUCAGAAAUCUACGGAACUUGAUCCGAGCAGGAGUCAGUGAAAGGCAUCACAAGGAAGUGACAAAACGUCUUUCUAGUCAGAAUAGUGUGAUUAGGAGCCGUCUCUUCCCAUUCCGGUUUCUUUCUGCUUACAAAGUGAUUCAAGAGCUAGAAAGUCAGCAACUUAAAUGUGAAAAGCCAUUUCCUUCCAACAUGGAGCUCUUUCAACGUAUCAUUAGAAGGGAGGGGAAAUCCUUUCCACAACUGCAAAGACACAAAUGGACUCCGUGCCACCUCAGAGCUUGCCUUGCCGUUCCUGCUUUGUAUCUGAUGCUGAAGAGCGAAAAGGAGGCACUGAAAAAAGCCAGGGCCUCGCAACCGGACAAGGGAAUUCUGCAAAAGUAUAAGAGGGCUUUGGAAGAAGCUGUUCAAAUCUCUGCUCGUUACAAUAUUCCCCCAUUACCAGGGCGCACAGUGAUCCUUUUAUGUGUCGACCCCUUGAUGUAUCAGCCAUGCCAUGGAGCUAAAGAACUGUGUUUGUCCAUGGAAGAACCAACGCUUGGCCAGAGAAAUGCCACUCCCACCCUCAUGGAGGUGGGUAUGCUGCUAAGUCUAAUGGUUAAAACCACUUCAGAAAGCACUGAACUUGUCUUGUGUAAUGAAUACUCUUUUGCUCUUGCUGAUGCCACACCAGACCAACUGCUUCAGAAUUUGGUCACCCUUAAGCAACAAGCUGAGGAUUUGCCUUCCUCGUCAGAUGUUGCCUUUGAACAAAAGGACCCAAUGGUUCAAUACAUGCAGGAGAUUCUCAUGAAGCGAACAAUGGUGGAUACCCUGCUGCUGUUCACAUCCUCUCCACCUGGGGGCGAGUUUCGCUCAGUACUGCAGCAUUACCGACGGGAAGUAAAUGCAGACUGCCUGUGUGUGACUGUCCUGCCAAAUGGUUUCAAUAGUGAGGAUAAACCUGAUCAGUGCAAUGAUGUCACUCUUUGUGGCUUUACAGAACAAGUCCUGCGGUAUGUGUCAGAGCGGGGUACAGCCCGCCUUAUCGAUCAUGUAGAAAAUGUGAAUAAGCGAUUCAAUGUUCCCGAAGACCCAGACAGUGUGAGGAAAAGCCAUGCAGCACCCAGGGGGAUCAUUGUGCCUGCGCCAACACAACGGUGGCGAAGCAUUCGCAUCUUUAUAUCCUCUACGUUUCGUGACAUGCAUGGAGAACGAGACGUAAUUAUUGGCAGAGUAAUACCAGAGCUGCGUGUCCGGGCUUCCCGUCAUUUUCUUUCUAUAGAAGAAGUGGAUUUGCGAUGGGGUAUCACAGAAGAGGAGGCAAAGCAAGACAGGCAGUUGUAUUUGUGUCUUUCUGAAGUCUCUCGAAGCCAGAUCUUUAUCGGGAUCCUGGGAGAGCGCUAUGGGCACAUCCCAGAAACGUAUUCCGUGCCACUCCUACCUGAGUAUAAAUGGGUUCAGACGUAUCCACCAGGACGUUCCAUCACUGAGCUGGAAGCUAUGCAGUUUUUGCAGAACUGUGACCCCAGUUCAAGAAGCCCUAAGGCUUUUUUCUACCUGAGGGAUCCUGAAGUUAUCCGUUCUGUGCCCAGUCGCUGGCUCUCGGAUUUUGCAGCUGAAUCUCAAUAUGCAGAAAUGCGGAUGCGUGACUUAAAGAGCAGGGUUACCAAAGAACCAACAGCCAGGAGCUAUAGAUACUCCUGUCAGUGGGGUAGUGAAAGAGAUGGAAAGCCAUCCAUGGCUGGAUUGGAGGACUUUGAAGCUCAAUUGUUAGGAGAUAUUUGGCAUGUCAUAGAGAGAGACUAUAUCAGGGAAGAGUCAGAUAUCGUUGAUGAUGAUGAGGAGCAGGAGGGUUUCCAGGAGUGGCAGGAGAGCGUUUCUUGUGCCAGAAAAAAGUUAGUUGUGAGCACAUGUGCCCACAUAUUGUCUAAAAGUAAAUCAUCCCCAGCAAAUGGACGAAUGUUACUUGUUUGUGGACAACCUAGCCAAGGAAAGACUGUCUUCAUGGCCGCCCUCGUAAAAGAAUUAAGACUUGCACCUUCAUCGUUGGUCAUCUACCACUUCACAGGAGCCACCCCUGAAGCACGAGAAGCAGAGAGCAUGCUGACGCGACUCUGCAAACAACUGAGUUUGCAUCUGCAAAAGGAGAGCUGCAACAUUACCUCAUACAGGGCCCUUCGUGAUGAGUUCCAUUCUCUCCUCCUGUUAACGUCCCGGUCUUUGGGCCGGAGUGGCACAUUGACGCUGCUGAUUGAUGGAGCUGACCUGUUGUGUGGAAAUGCAGGGGAGCUCACUUCUGACUGGAUCCCUGAACACCUCCCUAGGCACGUAAACCUGAUUCUGAGCAUGACUGAGGGCUCCUCUCUCUGCUGCUCCCUGGCCAGACGGAAGGACUCUGUGCUCAUGUCCUUAGGGACACUAGAACCAUCAGACCGAGCAGAACUGGUGAGGCAGAGGCUAGCUGUAUAUGGGAAGAAGCUGGAUGAGUCUUCCUUCAACAACCAGAUGCGUCUCCUGCUUAUUAAAAAGGGCUCACGAGACCCCCUGUACUUGACUCUGGCGAGUGAGGAACUGCGUGCUAAUGCUAUCUUUGAAAAGCUCUCUGAUGACAUACAAAAGAUACCUGCUACCAUCGGCCCAUUGAUACAAAGGAGACUUACGAGCUUGGAGGAAGAACAUGGGCAAACCUUUGUGACUAUUGCACUAACUGCCAUUUGUCUCUCACAGAAAGGACUGGAAGAGAGAGAUCUUCUAAGGAUCUUGAGCACACUGAAGAGUCUUAACUCUGUGUAUACUGCAAGCUGGAAUCAGAUGCUAAGUGCAGCCACACAUGCAAAGAACCUUCCAAUGGCCACAUUUUCCUUCCUCCUUAGGGGUCUGAAAAGUGUACUUGGUCUCUGGAACGUUGAUACAAGACUUUAUCUCCCAAAGUGCCUGCUGAGAGACGCAGUGGAGAAACGUUAUUUUAUAAGGCCAGAUGUUGCACAAGCUGUUCACCUUCUCAUGGCUGCUCAUUUUUGGACAGUGUGCUUUCCAGAAGACCCUGAAUCCAAUCCUCUGCCCCCUGCUGAGUGUGUGAGUGAGCUGUCCCAUCACUUGCUGUGCAGUCAGCAAUUACAUACUAUGGGUCACCUGCUUGCCCAUCUUCCCUUCCUGCGGACACAUGCCACGCUAGGCCUACUACCCCAUCUGUGCCAGGUCUACAGCCGUUACGACAAAGCUGUAUCAGAGAAGACCUCUUCAGGCCAAGGCCGCAAGAAAUUGAGUGAGCAGCCACCAGAGCCAUUUGUGCGGGAAUUCAGGGAGUUCAUUCAGCGCUCUCUUCCUAUUCUUUCAAGAACUCCAUCCCUGUUUUAUCAGCUGGCCUUAAAUGAGCCGGACUGCUCCCCAGUGUGCGCUCAAGCCCAAGCUAUUGUGGAUGCCCGGAUCUGCGAGGAUACCCAGCUCGUUAUGAAAAGAAGUAACAAACCAGGAUUCGUGAAUGUUUGCUCCAGCAAAUCAAUAGAGGUCCCCUCUUCUCCUGGCUGUGCUGCCCUGAGCUCUGAGGGAAGGCUGGCUGCCGUUGGCACUAGUGACGGCAAUGUUCACCUUGUUGACACAGACAGUGGCAAGGAAGUAAGAAUUCUUCACAGUGGCUGCGAUGGAGUGUCUGCUGGUGCAUUUAUCACCGCUGAUAUACUUUGUGUCUCGUCAUAUGAUGGAACCCUGGAGAUAUGGAACAUACGCGAUGGCUGCCGCAUGCACAGAACUGAAGCACACAGACGAAUGGUUACAGGGUGCUGUGUUAGUGCUGAUCAUAGACAACUCCUGACCUGCUCUCUUGACUCCCAGCUCAAGCUCUGGGAAACAAGCCGUGGUUCCCUCUUGAGUGUCACCUCUUUCCCGAGCCCUCUGAAUUGUGUGGCGUUUCAUCCUAGAAGAAAUGUAGCUGUGGUGGGAUCCUGGGAUGGAAAUUCAACGGUGCUGAAAUUGGACAGUUGGAAAAGAGAAGCUAUUCUUGGUAGUGGCUCCUCUGUUAGAGCAGUCUCUUUCUCCCUUGAGGGGAACAUGGUGAUAUCAGGGAGUCUUGAUGGCUGGGUGUCACUCUGGGCAUGGGAGGCUUGUGUCCAGCUUGCUCACUUCAGAGCCCAUAGUGGUGCUACUCUGACUACAAGCUACCUGCCGCAAGGAGAACAGUUAUUGACUGGGGGAGAAGAUGGCAAGGUGCAAGUGUGGUCAGGUGGUCUUGGAAGGAUGGCUGGGCAAAUACAAACAGAGAGCACACAGUCUCCUGCGCUAUGUCUUGCCAUCUCUCCUAAUAAAAAACUUCUGGCUGUUGGAUAUCACUCGGGUUCUGUCUCUAUCUACAAUGCUGACUCGGGUGACCUUGUAUCACAAUGCAUCUUUCCUGAUGUUGCUGUGGGGGCUGUUAUAUGGCUCUCGGACAGUAAACUGGUCACUGGGAGCUCAGACAGUUAUGUGCGGGUCUGGAACAUCUCACCUGAUGAGUCUCAUUGCAAGUUUUCUCUUCGUGGACACAAACGCGCUGUCCGAGCCCUGUCGGUCUCCUCUCGACUUUUAGCGUCAGCAUCUGAAGAUGUUUCAGUUUGCCUUUGGCUGUUAGAAGAUCUGCUAAAUGCCGUUUCACCUCCUGCCCCGGUCUCUGUUUUGCGAGGUCACUCUGCUCCAGUUACAUGCUGCUCAUUCAGCAAGGAUGGGCAGUUCCUAGCUACUGGAGGACAGGAUCGGUCUGUGCUGUGCUGGGAUGUCACCUUGAAUCCGCCUGUCACUGUACAUGCUCUGUUGUCUUGCCAUAAAGACUGGGUAUCUGACUGUGCCUGGACUGAGGAUACGAAAUUGAUCUCGUGCUCAGGAGAUGGGUCUGUAUGCCUCUGGGACAUCACACAGCAGCAAUGUCUCUUGCAGUUUGCAGGGCACCAAAGUGCUGUCAGCAGUGCUAUUUGUGUGGGAAAACAUGUGCUAUCAAGCAGUAGGGAUGGAUGUCUAAAGGUGUGGAAUUUAGAAGGUGUUGAGAUUUGUAGCAUCCCAACCCAUCGUGGGCAGAUUUAUCAAAGCAUCGCAUAUUUGGAAACCGAAGAAAGUAGGGAUGAUGCUGAGUUGGUGGUUUAUACAGCAGGUUCUGAUGGCUCUGUUUUAAGGUGGAACCCACUACAGAUGGACAAGGUACAAACACUAUAUGGUCACGGACAUGCGGUGAUAUCUUCGUUAGCCAGUCCCAGAUGUAAUGCCAUUGUCACAGCUGCAUUAGAUGGCUCAGUACGCAUAUGGGGAAUGCCUUGCAGAGAUGAGCAUCCUUUGCCUUAUCGUCACGUUGGUGCAGUAACAGCUGUUGCGUGGUCUCCAGACGCAGAGCUAGUGGUGUCAGGUGGAGAGAAUGGAGACCUUGCGGUGUGGAGGAACCAGAAGGUGGUGCUCUCUGUGCAGUGUAGCAAGCUUUGUAUAUCUUCGGUUGUGUUCACCGCCCCACGAUCAUUCUGUGUCGUUUCCAGUGAUAACAAAGUUUCCAGUUGGCUCCUUUUAUCUUCUAAAGGAGAUGGCUUAAGACUCAAGAAAGUGUACAGUGUAGAAAUGGAUUCCCUUGUGGUCGCUGCACAUAUUACUACUUCAAACCGGGUGCAGUUACAUACAGUGUCUGGGAAAAUAUAUCUCCUGGAACCAAAGACUGGUUUACUACAGUAUGAUUUGCGAAGUGUACUAGAUACCAGUUUCCAGCCACCACCAGAGCAACUGGAGCCUGGCACCAUUGUCACAGUAUCAAUACCGGACUUUGGCAUAUGCGACUCAGCCGGAGGGCUGUGGCUGCACACCACAGGGAUCAAUGGUUCUAAAGACAAGGCAGAUAAUUGGAAAAGAAUACAGAUUCACCAUGCAUCUGUCUCUUCUCUGCUCGCAACUGAUGGUUACGUUGUUUCAGCAUCAGCUGACAGGACUGUGAAGGUCUGGGAGUAUGACCCAUUCAGACAGGUGGGAGUUUUCCAUUGCGAGGGAGGAGUUACCAGCCUGUCACUCGCUCCUAAACUCCAGAGCCAAAUGGCAAAGGAGCUGUGUCAGAUUGCCUGCGGAGAUCAGUAUGGAAAUGUCUAUAUCCUCACUUGUAUUUAAAAAGUUGUGAAAAAUGUAACUUGACUGCCUUUAGCAUAUCCUGGCAAAUGUAGCCUAAAUGUUAAGGGUGUGUUUACAUACAGUACUAAGGAUCUGGAUAAUGGUAAUAGUUACAGUAUCAAUUUAUUCCAAGAGAUUAAUGUAUUUGCUAAUGUAGUACUGAUUCACAGAGUUGUCUAAAAUAAAUCCACAUAAUAAAGA
Spea bombifrons (plains spadefoot toad) is the source of this 8188-nucleotide messenger RNA. It is a transcript of the gene TEP1, whose product is annotated as telomerase associated protein 1. The coding region runs from base 104 to 7987 and encodes 2627 amino acids. Gene Ontology annotation, molecular function: protein binding; telomerase RNA binding; telomerase activity. Lineage: Eukaryota; Metazoa; Chordata; Amphibia; Anura; Pelobatidae. The record is from RefSeq and is a predicted model, not a curated record. The transcript is spliced from 54 exons. Gene Ontology annotation, cellular component: telomerase holoenzyme complex. Gene Ontology annotation, biological process: telomere maintenance via recombination.